Messenger RNA from Adineta ricciae, 1272 nucleotides. NCBI's taxonomy places the organism in Eukaryota, Metazoa, Rotifera, Eurotatoria, Adinetida, Adinetidae. The record is from the annotation of a GenBank genome assembly.
AUGGCGAAAUUUUAUGGAAAAUUCAAAGAAAUCUUGUUGAAUUGUCAAAAUGAAAUAAAAGUUCUGUUAACAAAACGAAAUUCGAAUGAAAUUUUGUAUUUAAUUCGUGGUGAAUUUGAAUCGAUUCCAUUAUGGCAUUUCAUUCUGAUUCCAUUCGAAGAAAUUUGUCAAACAGAAACAAAGAAAAUGAUUGAUUGGAAUUUGUUUGCAAGAGAAAUUCAAUAUUUGAAUAAACGAAAUGAGAUUUGUUCAUUAUCCGGAUGGGGAAUUCAUCCAUCAAUUGAUUUACAAUUUUCAAUUACAAAAUUUUAUUCAAAUCAAAUAACAAGAAAUUCAUUUCAAAGAGAAUUUUUUCAUAAAACUCUUUUCGAAGAUUUAUCAAAUGAAUUAUUUUAUGAAAUAUUUGAUUAUUUAACAUUUCAACAAAUUUCUCAAACAUUCUUUCAUUUAAAUUCUCGAUUUAAUCAUUUAAUUUUCUCUCUUUCCAAUCAAACAUUAAUUUUAAAUGGAAACAAAGAUUUUCAUUUAUUAAAAUUAUUUCCAAAUCAAAUUUCUCAUUUAAUUAUCAAAAAUUUAUUUCAUUUCGAAACAAAUUUCAAUAUCAAAUCUUUAAUAAUCGAAAAUGAAAAGAAUUUUCACGAAAAAUUUUAUGAAAUUUUUCCAAAUUUACAAAAUUUAAAACUUCAAUGUGAAAUCAAUCGUAAAUGUUCAAGAAAAUUCUUAAAUGAAAUCUUUUCUUCGAAAUCAGUUCAUCUUCGUCAUUUAACUUUAAAUCGAAUCGAAACAUUUUCAAUAAAACAUUCUUUUCUCUCAAUUGAAUAUCUUUCAAUUCGUUCACAUAAUUUAAUGUUAUUUUCUCAAAUUUUAUCUUUAUUUCCCAAUUUAAAUCAUCUUCAAUUUCAUAUUUUAGAUCAUUUUCUUCCAUAUUUACCUAUUUCACCAAGUAAUUCAACAUAUUUUCUUCCGCGAUUAACUUUAUUCAGUGAUUUACAAAUUUUAUCAACUGAUGUCAUUUUCAGUUUUCUUCAUUUUCUUCCAAAUCUUCGUCGAUUUUAUUUACAAACCAAUUGUCAAUCCUCAUUUCUUCAAUUCAUUCAACAUUUACCGACAAAAUUACCGAAUUUAUCGUAUUUUAGUUGUUAUUUCAAAGAAAAUCUCGACAAAUCACAACGAAUCGGUGAUUUACAUGAAAUUCAUCAAAUAUCUUCGUGUUUUCAACGAAUUCGAUGUUUCGAUGAAAAUGAACAUUAUCGAAUUUUCUUCACGAAUUAA